This is a messenger RNA of Funneliformis geosporum, 1365 nucleotides long. Lineage: Eukaryota; Fungi; Glomeromycota; Glomeromycetes; Glomerales; Glomeraceae. The record is from the annotation of a GenBank genome assembly.
AUGUCACGAGCGCGAAGAUUAGCGGGAUUGCCACCACCUAAUGAUGAUUCGAUAAUAAUAAAAUCAAACAAUAAGCGCUCAUCAAUUUCACCUUCAUCAAAAUCGAUACAACCUAUUAAAAAGAUAAUUGUACCGAAAAAUCUAAAAUCUUCAAGAAAAUUAUCUAGGUUUGAGUCUAGAAUACAACCUACAUCAAACGUUGCAUUGAACAAGAAAUCACAGCAAGGGAUAAAAGAGAUGGAUUUCGAUAAAGGGGGUGAAGGUGGCGUAAAAUUUAGUGAUGAUAAGUCAGAUAUGGACAAUUCGAUGAACGUUGAUGAUGUAAAAAAAGAAUCGAAUACAAUUGAACAAUCAACUUCAACAUCAACCUUACCAAAAGUGAAAUCACAAAAGCAAAUUUUCCAAAUUCCAAUUAAAUCGGCAAGCAUUGAAACUAGACUACCAAAAUUUCACAAGGAACGGUUUGAACAACCGGAAAAUCCAUAUUUAUUAAAGGUUGUAGUCUUGGGAACUCCAAAUUCGGGAAAAUCUACAAUGUUAAAUGCAUUAUUUGGUGAAACAAUGUCAGUAGUUUCGAAUAAAGCGCAUACAACGAGAGAAAGAAUUUCUGUAGUAUUUACCGAAGAGAAUAAGCAAUUAGUAUUUAUCGAUACACCUGGAAUUGUGCCAGGACAUAAUCGUCCAAAAUUGAACCGCGGGUUGAUUAAUGCAUCAUGGCAUUCAAUACAUGAAGCUGAUCAUGUGUUGGUAAUAAUCGACGCAUUCAGAGCGUUAUAUCGUACUACUUACGCAGAAAGUUGGUUAUUGGAUAGGUUAUUAAAAGAAUAUAAAUUACCAGGAACGUUGGUAUUGAAUAAGAUUGAUUUGUUAUCCAAUGAAAAGGAAUCGAUACCAUAUAUUUAUAAAAAAUUCACGUCACAAUAUCCUUAUUUUAAAGAUAAAACGAGCAUAAGUGCGUUGAAACGAACAGGAAUAACAAAUUUGAAGGAAAUAUUAUUAUCCAACGCGCACCCUCAUGAUUGGAUUUGUCCACCAGAACAAAGGAUUGAUAUGGCAGAUAUGAAACGCGUUGAAGAUUUCAUUAGAGCAGAAAUUUUUGAAAGAUUACGUGAUAAUUUACCUUAUGCUGUGAGACAGGAAAAUGUUGGAUGGACCGAUUUACCCAAUAAUAUAUUAAGGAUAGAUCAAAAUAUUUAUACCGACUAUCCGUCUCAACAGAAAAUAUUAAUAGGGGCAAAUGGUACAGUAAUAAAAACUAUUGGAGUAAGAGCUGCAACAAAAUUAUCGGCGGUAUUUGGUAAGACUGUUAGGUUGUACUUGACAGUUAAAUCCAAGAAGUUGGAAAAGAAUAAAACGAGAUAUUAA